This is a messenger RNA of Entrophospora candida, 342 nucleotides long. The record is from the annotation of a GenBank genome assembly. Lineage: Eukaryota; Fungi; Glomeromycota; Glomeromycetes; Entrophosporales; Entrophosporaceae.
AUGAGCUAUAAAACUUUUGUUGUAAAAAAAGUAGCAAAACACGUUUUAUCAAAUAAUCGUUCUAAGCAAAAUGCUCAAGAUCAAGAUACUCAAAACAUUAUUUCUUCUUCUUCAACUAAUCCAAAUGCUCAUACCAAUAAUAAUGAUGUCGGAGAGCAUGGCGGUGGUGGAGUUGGAGGAAAAAGGAAAAAGAAUAAGUGGAAAAUACCACCAAAUUUGACACAAAAAGAAGCCAAAGUUUUAAAACAUUUUAAAAAAAGAGCAUACUGUUAUGAUGUAUCAUGUUGUAAUUGUUGUGGAAUACAGAUUGGAUUGGAUCCAAUUAUAGCUGGUUAUCUUUGA